UCACUGUUUGCACCGCGCCGCGUAUGCGUUUCCCUCGCGUUUCUCCCGCGUUUCCCUCGCGUUUUCGUCGCGUUCCCCGUUCCGCGCUCGUCGUGCCGCGUCGCGUUUUUCGGUCGUUACUCACCGCGAAGUUUUCAUUCCACAGGGAGUACGGGAGAUAAAUUAAAGGUGGCGAAGCCUAACGAGUUCGAUUUGGUAUUUAAGUUGCAAGUUCCGUACUACGAAGACAUCGUCGUGACGCGUGAUCCGCAAAUUCCGGGCAACGUAUUUCUCGAUAUGACGCGCGUGCUGGAACUUCUUAGGAACGAUCCCCGCGAGGAUUUCCAGAGCAUUGGGAAACUUCUUCAGGUUCAACUCGUGGAUGCGCAAAACUUUCUCGUCGUGGACAAACUCCGUUCGUGGCUUCAGAGCUUGUUCAGCCAAGCACUCAACCGGUUAGCAGAUCGCGUAGAGCUGGUUGACGGCGUCGUCUCCCAGCUGAAGUAUAGGACCUGUGGGCCGGCCCACACUAUCGUCGUGAAUGGGGAGUAUGAGUACUCGGUCGACUUCGUACCCGCCAUCCGUUUGGCGGCCAAACAGAACGUGUUGCUCAGGGAUCAGCUUGUGUACUUUGAACGCGCCAAAAUAUCCUACUGGGAAGCGAUUCCCAAACCUCAGAAAAUCCAAACUCAGACCAGCAGCAUCUCCUUUCGCUCCUCCUUUUACGCCGCAGAGAAGGCAAUGCUGCGGGGUAAGCACGAGAAUUGCCUGGAUGCAAUCAGGUUUAUGAAAAAAUUUCGUGAUGUGAAGACCAACUUAGGCAACUUUAAGAGCUACUACAUUAAAACUUUGUUUCUUUGGAAGAUUAGGCAUGAACCAGAGUCGUACUGGAACGAGCCGAUCUCAAUCAUUUUGCCCGAUAUGUUCGACGAGCUGGAGGACCUCUUGAUGCGGGGAGUUCUUCCCUUUUUCUGGGACCCCGAGCUGAACAUGCUCGACGUGUUGACCCCGCCCCAAAUUUCGGAAAUGCUCCGGGCCCUCCGAAGGAUUCGAAGAGCGCUAAGAGGCGACGGCAUCCGCCGGAAGCCCAUUUCUAGGCUUAUCGUUCUACGGGGAUUUAGUCACAAAGAGGAAAGAAACCUGAAGUGCAGCCAUAAGCGGAAACAAAAUGAUGUCAAGCGGCUAAAUAGGACAAAAUCAUGUCUUUAUAGCCGGUUCGUUUCUUAGGUCACAAAGAGGAGAGAAAUCGGAAGUGCAGCUCUAAGCGGAAACGAAAGCGGCUGAGUUAGGACAAUUGCACGAAGGAAGACCACGUAAAUUUCCCUUCGGGGGAUUUCCCCCAUAAAUGUUCUUGAGGGAAGGAGAUCUCGACAAAGCUACCUAGAGCUAUCAGAGCAAGUUCGAAAUUUGUCAGAGGAUGCAGAAAAAUCUAU
Messenger RNA from Drosophila teissieri, 1412 nucleotides. RefSeq names its product cyclic GMP-AMP synthase (gene cGlr2). The transcript is spliced from 3 exons. NCBI's taxonomy places the organism in Eukaryota, Metazoa, Arthropoda, Insecta, Diptera, Drosophilidae. The record is from RefSeq and is a predicted model, not a curated record. The annotation marks the transcript as partial.